Molecule: messenger RNA, 1771 nt
Organism: Bombus pascuorum
Lineage: Eukaryota; Metazoa; Arthropoda; Insecta; Hymenoptera; Apidae
Product: cdc42 homolog
Exons: 5
Coding region: 517-1092 (191 amino acids)
Biological process (GO): small GTPase-mediated signal transduction
Molecular function (GO): GTP binding; GTPase activity
Source: RefSeq, a predicted model, not a curated record
GUUUCGGUUAAAUUUUGUGUAUUUCUUUUCUUAAUGCGAUUUGCAUUUUGCUAUGGGUUAAAUAGUGAAAAAUGUCACUGCAUAUAUUUGAGCAUAUAUUCGAAUGAUAAUUUUUUAAAGUAGAAGUCGAUAGAUUUGACAAAAUACCAAAAAUGGCGAUCUGAAAAAACAAUUAUUUCAUACAAUAUCUACGUAUAAUUGGAUCGACUUGUUGAGAAUUGGCAAACGUGUACCCUUCCGUCAUUUCUGCAUAAUAUUUCUUUCUAUUCGCUUGACGGAAACUAAUAUCUUUGAAGUAACGUUUGGAACGUUCAACAUAUAUUUCCUUUUACCUAGUAAAGUAUACAAUAGAACGUUAGGGGACAUAAUUGGACGUGACGGGAUGUAAUGAAACGUGACGAAAAUCGACGGAAUUGAGUAGGACUGGACUAGACCAGACAUUGCAAAACUGAACGAGACGAAACUUUAUGUUACUUUCGACGAUAACCUCGUAGAUAUUCCAGGCAAAGAAGAAAAAUGCAGACAAUUAAAUGCGUUGUAGUUGGGGAUGGUGCAGUAGGUAAAACUUGUCUGUUGAUUUCAUACACCACGAAUAAGUUUCCAUCCGAAUAUGUCCCAACAGUGUUUGAUAAUUAUGCUGUGACUGUUAUGAUUGGCGGUGAACCAUAUACCUUAGGAUUGUUCGAUACAGCAGGUCAGGAGGAUUAUGACCGGCUACGUCCCUUAAGUUAUCCUCAAACUGAUGUGUUUCUUGUUUGUUUUUCGGUUGUGUCACCAUCGUCAUUUGAAAACGUUAAAGAAAAGUGGGUUCCAGAAAUUACUCAUCAUUGUCAAAAGACUCCAUUCUUACUGGUGGGUACUCAGAUCGAUUUACGAGACGAUGCAGCGACUAUAGAAAAACUUGCAAAAAAUAAACAAAAGCCUAUAUCUGCGGAACAAGGUGAGAAACUUGCCAAAGAACUCAAAGCAGUAAAGUAUGUGGAAUGCAGUGCUCUUACACAGAAAGGUUUGAAAAACGUGUUCGACGAAGCUAUUUUAGCAGCGUUAGAGCCUCCAGAACCAGUUAGAAGAAGACGAUGUAUCGUUUUGUAGAGAGCAACUAACAUCGUUUUUAAAACCUAUUAGCACUGUUCGGAUGAUGACUGCUGUAUGAAUUUGUCAUACAGUGCAUACGAGAAUACUUUCGACUAAUGAUAGUUCGUCUGACUAUCUGUGCGAUCUAUCUUUCGUUUUCAACCAUUCGACGUACGCUCGAUUCGAAGAAAUAAUUCGAUCCAGAAAAGGUGAAAACAAGCAUUUUAUGUAUAAGAAAUAUCCACACAUAUACAUGUAUAUUAUGUGCGUACAUGUGCACGUGUAUGUGUAUAUAUAUACACACACACAUAUAUAUAUGUAUAUAUAUAUAUAUAUAUAUGCAUUCAUGCAUACAUAUACACUGAGCGCGCGUGCACAGACACACACACACACACAGAGAAGCAGACACACCCAUACCAAUAUUUAUCCUUUCGUCGACUGGUUCAUCGAAAAAAGAUAAUCUACGGUUGGUUUUUGCUUCAACCAAUUCGAAGCAGCGAGCGAACAUCGAUGCUUCUUGGCAAUCGCGUGGAAGGAACAAUGUAAUUAUUGACAACUGUGAACAUCUACACGAAUUUCGUAUAAAAAAUACUUGUAAAACAUUCUUCUAUUUAAUAUGUAAGACGUUUUUAUUGAUAACUUAGUAGUGUGAAUUUUUUAAUAAAUCAGUUUAAAAAAAGAUUAUGAUUGAAACAUA